Molecule: messenger RNA, 3080 nt
Organism: Acanthisitta chloris (rifleman)
Lineage: Eukaryota; Metazoa; Chordata; Aves; Passeriformes; Acanthisittidae
Gene: KAT14
Product: CSRP2 binding protein
Molecular function (GO): acyltransferase activity, transferring groups other than amino-acyl groups
Source: RefSeq, a predicted model, not a curated record
CUUAUGGAAAAAGAUUCCCAGCAGUCCUAGGCACAGGCCUGGGUCCUUAGAGGUUUGAUUAAAGAUGUUUGGAGAUCAUUUGUAUCUAACUACUUGCAAGUGUUUUAGCAAACAGAGGUAAUCUAUGAAAGACUGUUUAUUUUGUAUAGGUCAUAAUUCAGUCCCUAAAGCUAUAGGGCAGGCAAAAAACAUUUCCUUUGUCAUUGGCACUUUGGCUGUGGAGACUUGGCUGGCACAGCUAGCGUGGAUGGACUUGUCAACCUGGGGAGGAACAGCUCUUUGUUACGUAAACUCCAUCUAGGAUGGCUAAUAAUGUUCACAUGAGUGGGCUGCUCAGCCGCCAUGAUGAUGAAGCCACCAGAACCUCCACCUCAGAGGGCCUGGAGGAGGGUGAGGUGGAAGGGGAGACUCUCCUGAUUGUCGAGUCUGAGGACCAGGCCUCAGUGGAUUUAUCGCAUGACCAGAGUGGGGACUCUCUGAACAGUGAUGAAGGUGAUGCAUCCUGGAUGGAGGAGAUGUCCUAUUACUGCGAGAAGUGCCAGAAGUGGAUCCCAGCAAGUCAACUGAGAGAACAGCUCAGCUACCUCAAAGGAGAUAACUUUUUCAGAUUUACUUGCUCCGACUGCUCAGAAGAUGGGAAGGAGCAAUUUGAACGUCUGAGAUUAACAUGGCAACAAGUUGUCAUGUUGGCGAUGUACAAUUUGUCUCUGGAGGGAACGGGCCGUCAGGGGUACUUCAGAUGGAAAGAAGAUAUUUGUGCUUUUAUUGCAAAACACUGGACUUUCUUAUUAGGGAACAGGAAAAAGACCUCGACAUGGUGGAGCACAGUCGCUGGCUGUCUCUCUGUGGGGAGCCCCUUGUUUUUCCGCUCAGGGGCACAGGAAUUUGGAGAACCAGGAUGGUGGAAACUGGUUCAUAACAAACCCCCAAUAAUGAAACCCGAAGGAGAGAAGCUGUCUGCAUCUGCACUAAAGGCAAAAGCAGCUUCAAAGCCACCUCUGGAUCCCAUCAUUACUGUGGAAGGACUCAGGAAGCGAGUAAGCCGCAAUCCAGUCGAGUCAGCCAUGGAACUGAAGGAGAAGAGAUCGCGCACUCAGGAAGCCAAGGAUAUUCGGAGAGCCCAGAAAGAGGCAGCUGGAUUCCUGGACCGGAGUACUUCCUCCACUCCUGUUAAAUUCAGCAGUCGAGGCCGUCGUCCUGAUAUUGUACUUGAGAAAGGAGAAGUGAUUGACUUUUCCUCCUUGAGCUCGUCAGAUCGCACACCCCUGACAAGCCCUUCCCCUUCUCCAUCUCUCGACUUCUCUGCUCCUGGCACUCCAGCCUCACAUUCAGCUACUCCCAGCCUUCUCUCAGAAGCAGAUCUCAUCCCAGAUGUCAUGCCACCACAGGCCCUGUUUCACGAUGAUGAGGAGAUGGAAGGAGACGGAGUCAUAGACCCAGGAAUAGAGUAUGUGCCCCCUCCCAGUGGGACAGCCAGUGCUGGCACUAUGAUAGCAGGUAGAAAAAAAGUGAAGACAGCUGAGCAGAUCAAGCAAGAGGUGGAGAGUGAAGAAGAGAAAACAGAACGGAUGGAAGGUGACAGUGAAGAUCCUGAAGAGUCAAAUACAUCCCUGCAGGUGAGGGGACGAGACAAGAGGAAGCCACACCUGGAGAAGGACGCUAAACCCAGAGCUCCCAAGCAUACCUCUGUUAGUAUCUAUGAGGAAAAGCUGCUGCUGAAAAGACUGGAAGCAUGUCCCAAUGCCAUGAGCAUGACCCCAGAGGCCCGGAGGCUGAGGCGCAAGCUGAUAGUCAGGCAGGCCAAAAGAGGACUGCCACUUUUUGACUUGGACCAGGUUGUGAAUGCUGCACUGCUUUUGGUUGAUGGGAUUUAUGGAGCCAAAGAAGGAAGUAUUUCCAGGUUCCCAACAGGGCAAGCAACAUACAGAACUACUAGCCAGGACUUCAGGAUCUUAGACAGAUACCAGACAGUGCUGCCUGCCAUGAAGGGAUAUCGACAGCAGAUAACGAAGUUUCUGUAUCGACUCGUGGGCUCAGAAGAUCUGCUCACAGACCACAGUAUUGUCAGCCCUUACACGUCCCGUGUCUUGAAACCUUAUAUCAGGCGUGAUUAUGAGACAAAGCCCCCAAAGCUCAGGCUGCUGGCAGAAAUCCGGGCGUAUCCACACAGGAAUAAUCUCAACUGGAAGGCUGAGCCAGAAGCACCAGUUGAUUACUGCUAUGUUCGCCCUAAUCACAUCCCCACUAUCAACUCUAUGUGCCAUGAAUUCUUCUGGCCAGGAAUUGAUUUGUCAGAAUGUCUGCAGUAUCCAGACUUCAGUGUUGUUGUCCUUUACAAGAAAGUUAUCAUUGCCUUCGGCUUCAUGGUGCCAGACGUGAAGUACAAUGAAGCUUACAUCUCUUUUCUGUUAGUUCACCCUGAGUGGAGGAGAGCUGGGAUUGCAACCUUCAUGAUCUACCAUCUUAUCCAGACCUGCAUGGGCAAAGACGUAACCCUUCACGUCUCUGCAAGCAACCCUGCUAUGCUGCUCUACCAGAAGUUUGGAUUUAAGACUGAGGAGUACAUUUUGGAUUUUUAUGACAAGUACUAUCCCUUGGACAGCAAGGAGUGCAAACACGCCUUCUUUCUCCGGCUGCGGCGCUGACCUGUCUGAGCUGUCUAGGGGUCUGUGAGAAGCACAAGCUGUCAAAAAAGCUACCACAGCUUUCAGUGGAGGAGGUCAGUUGCCACAUGAGAGUGUGUUUAUCCCUGUGACUUUGGAUGUCAGCAGUGCUAUGUUGUCUGCUGGAAAUGCAAUCCAAGAAGAUUAACUCCUAUGCUCCAAGGAUAAAGGCCUGGAAUUGCCAACUGGGAUAUGCUGAAACUACUGGAAGACUGAUAUUCUUUAUGGGGAAUUUUCCUGCCACUUACUUUGGAGAGUCUCACUGACAAACAAACAAACAAAAAUCCCAAACAAAAAAACCUUGUCCCUUCAGAGGGGCUCCAUGGAUUUCAGAUUUUGAAACCUGUCCCCAAAGUGUUGCAGCUUUUUGUUUCUGUUUCUGUUCAUGAAAAAGAAUGAACAUCUAAACUUAAAUCA